Molecule: messenger RNA, 555 nt
Organism: Penicillium samsonianum
Lineage: Eukaryota; Fungi; Ascomycota; Eurotiomycetes; Eurotiales; Aspergillaceae
Exons: 1
Coding region: 1-555 (184 amino acids)
Biological process (GO): L-methylmalonyl-CoA metabolic process
Molecular function (GO): methylmalonyl-CoA epimerase activity
Source: RefSeq, a predicted model, not a curated record
AUGCAGGUGCAGGCCCAUGUGAAUGCUAAGCUUCCCUAUCUGUCCUUUCAGUCCGAGCUAACCCAUCUCAAGAAAAUCCCUCCCCGACCGCUGAACCACGUUGCUGUGUCCGUGGCCCACAUUGAACCUUUUGUGGACUGGUAUAGUCGGAUUUUGGGCUUCCAACAGAUGGGCGAUAUUAUGCAUAUCAAGAGGUCGGAAACACCAGACGCGGCGAUAUUCCGGAUCUAUCCGGCCAGUUUGAAUGAGUAUAAAAUUGCGUAUAUGGCCACUGGAAAUGGGGCCAGUCUUGAGGUGAUUGAAUUCAUUGAUCCACGCCCAGUCCCUCAGGCAAAGUUCUUUCAGUACAAUCUAGAGGGAUUUUUCCAUAUUUGUGUGACUGAUCCUGACCCAGCUUGCUUGGCGAGGGAAGUGGUCGAGUCUGGAGGUCAAAUGAUUGGGCAAAUGAUCAACACGGGAGGUAUUGAGUGUGUUUACGUUACGGAUCCAUGGUGCAACGUUGUGGAGAUAUUGAAUAUUAGUUUUGAGCGGUUAGCUACUCAGUUAUCAGCCUAG